This is a messenger RNA of Mycena indigotica, 1620 nucleotides long. RefSeq lists its product as uncharacterized. The record is from RefSeq and is a predicted model, not a curated record. NCBI's taxonomy places the organism in Eukaryota, Fungi, Basidiomycota, Agaricomycetes, Agaricales, Mycenaceae. Gene Ontology annotation, molecular function: monooxygenase activity; oxidoreductase activity, acting on paired donors, with incorporation or reduction of molecular oxygen; iron ion binding. The transcript is spliced from 11 exons. Bases 1 to 1620 code for a protein of 539 amino acids.
AUGAUAGUAGGCAUCCUUCUCCCUGUCGCAGGGACGCUGGUCGCGUAUCUCUGCGCCCAUGCGCUCCUCAUCUUCUACCGAAAUCGCGCCUCGCCCCUCCGCCGUAUCCUCCCCAGCCCGCCAACACAGAACAUCGUGCUGGGAAACUUCAAACAAAUUGCUGACGACGCCACGCUGACGAGCAAAUGGCGCGAAGAAUACGGCUCGACAUACCUCUUCCACGGCCUGUUCAGCGUCUCGGAGCUGUUUACGACGGACUUGAAAGCUCUCAAUCAUAUCAUGGCGCAUCCGGAGAUCUACCAGCGACCGCCGACCCAGCGCGAUACCAUUCGUCGUUUGAUUGGCGAGGGUGUUUUGUUUGCUGAGGCGGAGCAGCAUAAACGACAUUGUCACUUGCAGAACCCGGCUUUUGGCACGAUUCAGAUUCGAGCAGUAACCCAAAUCUUCGUGGAAAAGGCACUGCAGCUGCGCGAUUUGUGGGCGAAGGAGCAGUCCGGCACGAUAGAAGUCAUCUCUGGCCUACGCAAGAUGACGCUCGAUGUCAUUGGGCGGGCCGGUUUCGGAUACGACUUCGCAGCGCUAGACGGCACCGGCAAUACAGAGCUUGACCAGGCAUUCACAGGGCUCUUCCAUGCGCCGAAUUCCAAGCUCUAUGGCGCGUUGCGUGUGGCACAGAGCAUGAUGCCGAUUCUCAAAUUAUUUCCUGUGCCCGGUCAACGACUGCUGAACGCAGCGCGCGAACGCAUGUUUGUCAUCAGCCGCCAGAUUAUCGAAGAAAGCAAAGCGCACCUGCUGGCCGAAGACGAGGAAUUAGACAAAUUAAACUCGCUGGAUCGCCGGCGCGACCUGCUCUCCAUACUCCUCCGCGCAAAUAUGUCGGCUGACCUGCCAGACCAUCAGAAACUUAGCGACAACGAAGUUGUGGCCCAAAUCCCGGGGUUCUUCCUUGCAGGGCACGAAACAACCAGCUCCGCAGCAGCAUGGGCACUGCACGCACUUUCAACCAACAAAGCCGCCCAGACGAAGCUGCGGGAGGAGGUGCUUUCAGUGGACACCGACCACCCGACGCUGGAUGAGCUCAACGCGCUGCCGUACUUGGAACAGGUCGUGCGGGAGACGCUGCGCGCCCAUUCACCGGUGACAGCGAUGCAGAGGAAGGCGAUGUAUGACGAUGCAUUGCCGCUUUCGAAGCCAAUCGUCGACCGCGAAGGGCGGGAGCACUGGAGUCUUCCCAUUCCCCGAGGACAGAUGGUCCAGCUGCCGAUCUGGGCUGUUAAUACGUCCAAAGAAGUCUGGGGAGAGGAUGCAUUGGAAUUCAAGCCUGAGCGAUGGAGCGCGGUCCCUGCGGCCGCGAGCGAGGUCCCAGGUGUAUGGGCCAACCUCUUCACAUUUCUGUCUGGCCCCCACCACUGUAUUGGAUUCCGCUUUGCGCUGGUCGAGUUCAAGGCGCUGCUAUUCACUCUUGUUCGCGCAUUCGAGUUCGACGCCAGCGUCCCGAAGAGCGGUAUUGCCCCGUUCACCGCCGGCGCUAUUCAGCGCCCGUCCGUCCUGCUCCCUGGGCAGAGUCAGAGAGGACAGAAGUCGGGGCUGCCGUUGGUUGUAACCCCCUUGAAUACCUGA